AUGAAUGCACGGGGGGUUGACAUCACCUUGAGAGCUGAAAAGACUGAGAUCCCGGUGGGAGGACAGGUGGAGCUGACCUGCUACGUGGAUUCUGGUGACCCCUGUGACUGGAAGUACGAGUGGUCCAUAAAAAACAGGGACACCUCUAAAAUCAUAGUCCUGAGAGAUGCCACAAACACAACAAUCAGGGUCACAAAAGGAGGUGACUAUGGUUGUAGAGCAGAAAAGAAGGACACAAGGACAGAGGAGAGCACUUUUGUCACCAUCUCCAACCUGGAACCAAGCUGGACUGAGGUAUUCAGGGGUGAGAUGAGAACUCUCAGAUGUGAAAUCCAGGGAGGUGAAGGUACCGAGUGGGAGUAUGAGUGGAUGAUUCCCACCUCAAAAGCAUCAACAAGCCCUAACAGGUACAGGAUUGCAAAGAUUAGUGCUUCCAACAGUGGAGACUACCGAUAUCCAGUAGCAAGGGCCAAAAUAAGUGCCGAUAAAACUGUCAUUACUGCUGGAGACUCUGUGACUCUGACCUGCUCUGUGAGCCCACGCUCAUCUGGCUGGAAAUACUCCUGGUUCAGAGAUGCUAAACCCUUGAGCCCACAAGAUGUUGGAAGUUCUCAAAUCAGAGUCUCACAAGGAGGAACCUACAGGUGCAAAGCAGAAAGAGGAAACCCAGUUUACUACUCAGAGACCACCAAUGAUAUUAAACUGAACAACUUUGUCACAGUCAAGCCUGUUCUGACAAUACAACCCAAUUGGCCUAAACUAUAUGAAGACGAACAAAUCACCCUCAAGUGUGAGACUGAAGAUGGAAAUGACUGGGCGUAUGAAUGGAGGACAAGCUCUUCAAGGCUUAAAAUCAUUAGAAAGACCAGAAAAAUGCUUGAAGUCAUGCUUGAUCAGUUUGACAGUGGAGACUACUCCUGUGUUGGAAGAAACAGUGAACAAACAACCAUGACAAAGUGGAGUGAUCCCACCUACUUGACAGUUGGCAGCAAGCCCAAGCCCAAACUCACCGUGUCCACAUCUUGGCUGAGUCCUGGAGAUUCAGUAACUCUCAGCUGUGAAGUGGAAGAUCCAUCCUCAGGAUGGAGGUUCUACUGGUACAAAGCUGUCCCAAAUCUAUCAGGCGGUUCCUACAGCUAUGAGCUUCUCCCUGGUAGCGGCAGCGGGACUAUGCAGAACUCCUACACUCAUCAUGGGCACGCAUAUACAACAGGAUAUGUGUGCCAAGCUGGAAGAGGAGACCCAGUGUAUUACACUUCAUACAGUGAUCUAAAGUUUGUCUGGUCUGGAGAUUUUCAGUCGGCAUUUCUCUCAGUGAGUCCAGACAGAGUGCAACACUCCACCACUGACACCAUCACGCUGAGCUGUAAGGGGAACUCUGCUGAGUGGAGAGUGGGGAGUUUCAGUGUUAAGGACUUCUUGUACGACAAUUCUGACUGUAGGACGAUGACUGGAGCAACAUGCACAACCAGCAGAAAUGAAGGUGAAAGAGUGUACUGGUGUGAGUCUGGAUCAGGGGAGUUCAGCAAUGCAGUCAACAUCUCUGUGCAUGGAGGAAGUGUGAUCCUGGUGAGCCCUGUUCAUCCUGUCACUGAGGGAGAUCCUUUGACUUUUGGCUGCAAGGUUACUGGUUUGUUAGAUUGCCCUGUGCUUUUCUAUCGAAAUGACAAAACCAUUGGGAGAGACACCGAAGGGGAGUUUCGUAUCCCUUCGGUGUCAAAGUCAGAUGAAGGACUGUACAAGUGUAAAUGUGGGGAAACACAGUCACCAGGGAGCUGGGUAGCAAUAAAACGAUCAGGACCUUCAUCUCGUGGAUUUGGUCUUACUGGGCUCCUUUUUGGACUUAUAAUGUAUGCUCUGCUGUGUCUGUACAAAAGGUCCCAAGAUCCACAGGACCAUUACUGGCUGGUCCCGUGUCUGAACUGCAAUCAGCGCUCUGAUGAAGACACAACAGUCACCCAAGAUGAAACUCAAGCACACCCGUACUGCUCUAUUGCUCCUGGUCAAGGACAGAGUUUUUCAAAGCCCAUGAAGUGA
Molecule: messenger RNA, 2037 nt
Organism: Cheilinus undulatus (humphead wrasse)
Lineage: Eukaryota; Metazoa; Chordata; Actinopteri; Labriformes; Labridae
Product: neural cell adhesion molecule 1-like
Exons: 12
Coding region: 1-2037 (678 amino acids)
Biological process (GO): cell surface receptor signaling pathway
Molecular function (GO): transmembrane signaling receptor activity
Source: RefSeq, a predicted model, not a curated record